Dermatophagoides pteronyssinus (European house dust mite) is the source of this 2342-nucleotide messenger RNA. Its product is annotated as chitin deacetylase 8-like. Gene Ontology annotation, cellular component: extracellular region. The record is from RefSeq and is a predicted model, not a curated record. Gene Ontology annotation, molecular function: chitin binding. Lineage: Eukaryota; Metazoa; Arthropoda; Arachnida; Sarcoptiformes; Pyroglyphidae. Gene Ontology annotation, biological process: carbohydrate metabolic process.
CAAAUUGAUCGAUUGAUUGAUUGAAAUUUUCAGAAGAUUUUUCCAAUUUUUUUUUAAAGCAAUUAAUAAUCUUUCAAUGUGUAUUACGUGUUAAAUUAAUUACGAUGAAAACGUGUUAAAAUCCUGAAACAAAAAACAACAACAACGAAAAGCAUCAAACGGGAAGUUUGUGUUUGCGUGUGUGUGUGUGUGGGUGGAUAUCAAGACAAAAAAGUGUUUAGGAAAUGAAAUGAGAAAAUAGUUUCCGAAAAAAACAUACAAUCUAUCGAUCGUUUAUUUUAAAUUUUGUUGCUUUUUUUACGAGAAAAUUUCUCAACAAUGUCUACAGAUAAUUUUAAAAUAUUUUUCCUGUUUAUUUUCAUUUCAAUUUUUGCCAUUACAAAUGGACAAAGAUCACGUGGUUCAAUAUCAUCAUCACCACAAUCACCACAAUCAUCAUCAUCAUCAAAUCGACAAUUUUCACGUGGACAACCUGAAUCAUCAUCAAAUAUAAAUUCACCACCACCAUUAACAUCGAAUCCAGAUCCAGAUGAUGAUGAUCAUUCUGGUUCACAAGGGAAUUCUGGUGGUGCAGAUUUUACCUGUCCAAAAUCUGAUGGUCUAUUUGCCGACCCGAAUAAUUGUCGAAAAUUUAAUCUUUGUGGUAAUUGGCGUGCAUGGAGUCAAACAUGUCCACCAUCAUUGUAUUUUGAUUCCAAAUUGAAAUAUUGUACAUUUAAAACUGAACAACUGACUUGUGGCCCAAUUGAUGAAGCUGAAGUUCGUGCUGAAGAACGUGAAUUAAGUCAAGAUGCACUGCCAUCAUGUCAAUUGGAUGAUUGUCAUCUACCAAAUUGUUUCUGUACAAAUGAUGGUACAUUAAUACCGGCCAAUAUUCCACCAAGUCAAACACCACAAAUGGUUUUGAUUAGUUUUUCCGGUGCUCUAAACGACCUGGUUUAUGAUCAUUAUCGUCGUGUACUAGGUUAUGGUAAUCGUUUUAAUUCACAACAAUCAAGAAGAAAUCCAAAUGGUUGUGGUAUACGGGCAACAUUUUUUAUUAAUCAUGAAUAUUCAAAUUAUGCACAAAUACAAUGGUUUGCUGCACAAGGACAUGAAAUGGCUGUACAUUCAAUUACACAUCGACAACCAGAAACAUGGUGGACUGAUCAUGCAAAUUAUUCGGAAUGGGCAGAAGAAAUGAUUGGUAUGCGUGAAAUUAUGAUCGCAAAUGCUGGUGGUACAACAACAACACCAGUAUUGACCAGGGAAAAUAUUGUCGGUAUGCGUGCACCAUUCAUUCGUCCGGGCGGUAAUUCAAUGUUUGAAAUGGCACAUGAUUUUGGUUUUCUUUAUGAUUCAAGUAUUGCCGCUCCGAGAGGUACACCACCAUAUUGGCCAUUUACAUAUGAUUAUAGACAACCAUUUGAUUGUUCAAAUCAACCGAAAAAAGAUGAAAGCCAACGGUUUGGUCCAACUGAUGAUGAUUCAGGUUAUGGACGUGGUGGUGGUUUUGGUUCAGGUCGUGGUAGUAAUCGUGGUGGAGGUGCAAAACGUGCAAAACGUCAAACACCAUUUUUAGGACGUGCACUUAAAUGUCCAACUAGAGCAUUCCCUGGUUUAUGGGAAAUACCAAUCAAUCCAUUAUUCAAUGAAUUUAAUACUUGUCAUCAUGCUGAUCAAUGUGUAUUUCCAGCCGCAUCGGAUGAUGAUGAUAUUGAAUCGAUUGUUGAUUUUCUUAAAGAAAAUUUCGACAGACAUUAUAAUACAAAUCGUGCACCAUUUCAAUUGAAUUUUCAUGUUACAUGGUUUACACAAAAACGAAACAUUCGUGCCCUAAAUCGUUUUCUCGAUCAUAUACAAUCGAUAAAAGAUGUUUGGUUUGUUACGUUUCAGCAAAUGUUAUCCUGGAUACGUAAUCCAAAACCAUCGAAUGAAUCAAGUUUCCCAUGUGAAACAAACACUACUGUUUAUUCUUGUAGUCGACCACAUACAUGCGUUGUGAAACAUUAUCUAAAUAAAGAUAAUUCUGCUGCAAGUGAAGAUAAUUAUUCACGUGCCGAUACCCGAUAUAUGCCUGUUUGUCAUUCAUCAUUAUGUCCACAACAAUAUCAAUGGUAUGGUAAUACGGCUGGUAGAAAAAGAAAUUUUAAAACUAUUAUGCAAUUGAUUGAAGAAAAUCCACCACCACCAUCAUCAUCAUCGGGAUCUUCGGAAUCUGUUGAACCGGUUGGCCAAUAAGCAAAGAAUCCAGCAUUUGAAUCAAUUUCAGGAUUUUUUCAAUCUUUUUUCUUUGAAUAAAAUUUUCUCCAAUCAAAUUUUUUUUAAACACAAAAUUUCGCCAUAAUCUUUAUAUUUUCUUU